AGGCCAGGACUGCGGGCGCGGGGCAACACAGCUCGCCGGGCUCCGGCGGGCAGCGUGGCGUCCCCAGCCUGCGACCCCCGGGAUCCUCCUCCUGCUACGCCGCCUGAGCAGGGGCACAGAGCCGCAUGUGUCCCCGCGCAAGCCCCAGACCCGCGGGCCGCACCUAGGGGAGGCGGUUGGUGCCUGGGGAGGACCCCGGCUUCCCGCUCCAUCCAAGGCUACUCGAGCGCCGCGGGGCCCUGCAGAGGCCCGCGCAGAAAGGACCAUGAAAGUGAGAUCAGCUGGCGGUGACAGGGAUGUACUGUGUGUCACUGAAGAGGAACUGGCUGGUGAAGACGAGGAUAUGCCAUCCUUCCCAUGCUCCCAAGAGGGCCGGGCAGGACCCCGCUGCAACCGCUGCCAGAAGAACCUAUCUUUGCACACGUCAGUGCGGAUUUUGUACCUCUUCCUGGCUCUGCUCCUGGUGGCUGUCGCUGUACUGGCCUCUCUGGUUUUUAGAAAGGUGGACUCUCUCUCAGAAGAUAUCUCCUUGGCCCAGUCCAUCUAUAAUAAGAAGCUUGUGUCAAUGCAAGAAAAUCUUCAAGGACUGGACCCAAAAGCCCUGAUCAAUUGUUCCUUUUGCCGUGAGGCUGAGCAGCUGGGGCAAGAGAUCAGAAAGCUCCAGGAGGAGCUGGAGGGGCUUCAGAAGAUGCUGCUGGCCCAGGAGGUCCAGCUGGACCAAACCUCCCAGGCUCAUGAGCUGCUCUCCACCACAAGCAGUCAAAUCUCCCAGGAGAUGGGCAGUUGUUCCUUCUCCAUUCACCAGGUCAAUCAGUCCCUGGGACUCUUCCUGGCACAAGUGAGGGGCUGGCAGGCCACCACAGCGGGCAUGGACAUCACCCUGAAGGACCUUACCCAGGAGUGCUAUGAUGUCAAGGCUUCUGUGCAUCAGAUCAACUUCACAGUGGGCCAGACUGCUGAGUGGAUCCAUGGGAUCCAGAGGAAGACAGACGAGGAGACCCUUACCCUACAGAAGAUAGUCACUGACUGGCAGAACUACACCAGGCUUUUUGGGGGUCUGCGAAGCACCUCUGCCAAGACUGGAGAGAUCGUCAAGACCAUUCAGGCCACCCUGGGGGCCUCCUCACAGCGCAUUAGCCAGAAUUCUGAGAGCAUGCAUGACUUAGUGCUACAGGUCAUGGGCCUACAGCUACAGCUGGACAACAUCUCUUCCUUUUUGGAUGACCAUGAGGAGAACAUGCAUGACCUCCAAUAUCACACCCGAUAUGCCCAGAAUCGCACAGUGGAAAGGUUUGAGUCUCUGGAAGGACGUAUGGCUUCUCACGAGAUUGAGAUUGGCACCAUCUUCACCAAUAUCAACGCCACCGACAACCACGUGCACAGCAUGCUCAAGUACCUGGACGACGUGCGGCUGUCUUGCACACUGGGCUUCCACACCCAUGCUGAGGAGCUCUACUACCUGAAUAAGUCUGUCUCCCUCAUGCUAGGUACCACAGAUCUGCUCAGGGAGCGCUUCAGUCUGCUCAGUGCUCGGUUAGACUUCAAUGUCCGAAACCUCUCCAUGAUCGUGGAGGAAAUGAAGGCUGUGGACAUACACCAUGGAGAAAUCCUUCGCAAUGUCACCGUUGUCCGAGGUGUCCCCGGCCCUCCAGGACCAAGAGGACUCAAAGGAGAUCCAGGUGUGAAAGGACCUGUUGGUAGCAGAGGACCUAAAGGGGAUCCUGGCAGUCUGGGACCCCCAGGACCUCAGGGUCCUCAGGGGCAGCCUGGGGAGCCAGGACCUAUGGGAGAAAGAGGGCCAUCUGGCCCCCGAGGCUUUCCGGGCCUCAAAGGCUCAAAGGGCAGCUUUGGCACUGGAGGACCAAGGGGGCAGCCAGGCCCCAAAGGGGAUGUGGGACCCCCAGGGCCAGAGGGGCCCCCAGGGUCUCCAGGACCUUCAGGGCCUCAGGGAAAGCCAGGGAUUUCAGGAAAGACAGGGUCACCAGGCCAGCGAGGGGCCACAGGGCCUAAGGGUGAACCAGGUAUCCAGGGUCCCCCUGGACUACCUGGACCUCCAGGUCCACCAGGGAACCAGAGCCCCUACUGAAAAAAGUCUUUGGCCUGAUACUGCCAUGCAAGUUGGAGAGGAGGGCGGGGUCAGAGAAAGCAGCCCGAAGGGCUUACGAUCUACAAUCAUUGUUCUUUGAUCCUAAUAUGAGGGUGUCUCUUAGAACUGACUUCAUAGCCUUAAGCUUCCCAAUAAUGACUGUACCAUAGGAAAACAGCUCACCUCCCCUACUUUUUUCUGCUAGCUAAAGGGGGUGCCUACUGGGUUUCUAUGGCUGGUUAGAAGGAAAGGCUGUGAGAGCCUGCUGGUGGGGGAGGGGAUAGCUACCCGGGGAAGAAUGUCUUAGCUCUCUUUGGAUGGUAACUAGCUCUGGUCUCUGCAAUGACUUAACACUCAUGCGAGCCAGGUCUUGAAAAAAAAUCCAGGAAAAUCUUUGGGGCAUUAUAGAUGAAACUCCAGGGAUAGCAGCACCUCCCCCCCCCAUAACAGUCAGGGUAGAGUCAUGGGGAGCUGCCUUGACCCACACAGGGCAGGAGAAUUCUGCCUGGCUGGCAUUUCCAGGCCUUGUGCGUUGAUGAUGACCCUGACAAGUUCAGAGUGUUUUUAUUCACACAUCCAGAAAAUUCCUCUCUUCAGUCUUACCUCUGUAUCUCAAGAGCGGUCUGGAAGGAACCCAAGCAGAGUUUCAUUGGCAGGCUGAGAGCCUACAGGUCCCAGAACAUUUUGCUUGACUGCCAUCCAGCUCCCAGGAAGACCACAGGGAUGGAGGUGGGAAGACACAUCAGGGGUUAAACUCCUCUCUCCAAACUCACCCCUGGUUCAACCUAGUCUGCCAUGCCUUGUUCCCAGUAAUAGCCAAGGAGGGAGAAGCUGGUAACAUGGCAGCUCUUGCUUCCUUUCCUUGGUUGAUCUGACACAGAUGCACAGUGACCUCACCCCACAAUGACCUAAGAUGGCUGGAGUUCUUUCCCACGUGAACAGCCAAGCUGGACCAGGCAUGAGAAAAGCUGAACAUGCACAAGGAACUUUUGAUGCUACUUCCUGUCUUUCAUGACCUUGCAUACACUGGCAGAAGGGGAUGCUGGGAAAGGCCCGCGUUGCCUUGACGACUCACUUUGUAGAGCUGCCCUGCUCCUUCAUACUCCAGCAGAUUCAAACACUCCUGGGAGAGGCUAGAGCCGCCUCCUCCCUUGCCCUGCCUCAGAGACCUGUCUUCUUCCUGUUCAAAGGCUCUGUGCCACCUUCCUUGUCAGCAUCAGUGUGCAACUGGCUUGCACGACCCAUCCACCCCUGCUGUAUAAUUGUCCUGUCUACAUAUGAUAAUAUCAUGCAACACAGUAUCACUGGCCCAGUAAAGAGCUGUUUCCAGUA
Mastomys coucha (southern multimammate mouse) is the source of this 3418-nucleotide messenger RNA. RefSeq names its product scavenger receptor class A member 3 (gene Scara3). The transcript is spliced from 6 exons. The record is from RefSeq and is a predicted model, not a curated record. Bases 266 to 2086 code for a protein of 606 amino acids. NCBI's taxonomy places the organism in Eukaryota, Metazoa, Chordata, Mammalia, Rodentia, Muridae.